Molecule: messenger RNA, 4952 nt
Organism: Hermetia illucens (black soldier fly)
Lineage: Eukaryota; Metazoa; Arthropoda; Insecta; Diptera; Stratiomyidae
Product: junctophilin-1
Exons: 9
Coding region: 879-4025 (1048 amino acids)
Cellular component (GO): junctional membrane complex; endoplasmic reticulum membrane; plasma membrane
Source: RefSeq, a predicted model, not a curated record
UCGCCCAUCGGUUGAAAUCUGCAUAAAAGUUGUGGAAUGAACUGGGAUCUGUGCUGGCUGCCUCUUCCUUGCGUCCUUCCUCGCUGCGUUACCCGUUCUUUUCGAUGAUUCGAACUCAUGCAUGAUUUGAAUCACUGAAUCACACUCUACAAUUCCGUGCCUCAUAAAAUGUUGAAAAUUUUCAUGAGUUGGACUAGUAGUGAGACGACUUUCCAAGAGGAACGACCAAUCUGAGACGUGCGCGCCAUCUCUCGAAAGAAUAGUGUACAUACGUUACGCGUCGACCUAGAAAAGAAUAUUGUGUUAUUUCCACUUCUAUACAGUUUUAUUGUGUACAUAUUUUUGCAAUUUGCUGAUUUUAAUGUUCAUACGAAAAGUAGACACAUUCACACGAUGAUGGAUAACUCUUUUUGAAAAACGAGUGAGCGGAGAAGCUGGUGCAGCGGCAAGGAAACAGUGUGACAUGAAGUCAUUGCAAAUGUGAUGACUUUUCCUUACGAAUUUUCUUCCAUGAAUACGGAUAUCCAAUAGUCCGUUUUUCUAUUCUUCAAAAUGCAUAGAAGAAGGACGGUGUGUGUUUCGACGUAAUUAUCUGUAGCUAACGUCGUUCGCACACAAAAUGAGCAAUAAAACACGAAAAUAUAAAGAAAAAGUAAAUCGAAAUAUAUAGAAGCACGACAUUGAAAAAAUUACAAAAUCAAGCAAGUGGGAGCUUAAUCUUUAGUUUUUAAUAAAAUAAAAGAAAAAAGUUAAAUUUAAAUGAAAGAAAUACAAGUUAAAGUAAAAGCAUUACGAAAUAAAAUAAAGCUUAAAGUGAAGCAUAAAAGCAUUUGGACUGGGUGACAGCCAACUGGAGAAACAUCAUCAAUUGCCCUACAAUGCAACAACAGCCCCAAACUCUACAACAGCAACAGCAACUUCAGCAGCAACAACAACAGCAGCAACUAUUGCAGCAACAAACCCAACAAGGACUACAACAACAACAAAAUGGCUCGAUAGCAACAGGCCAAGCGCCUUCGCUGCCGAAUUCACCAUCAAGCGCAUAUGGAGCGAAUGUAGCGAAAAAGGCUCAAAUAAAUGGCGGUCGAUUUGAUUUUGACGACGGUGGAACGUAUUGUGGAGGUUGGGAGGAGGGGAAAGCACAUGGCUACGGUGUUUGCACGGGACCAAAACAUCAAGGAGCCUACGCUGGCACAUGGAACUAUGGUUUCGAAGUCUCCGGUGUUUAUAUUUGGCCAAGUGGAUCGACGUUUGAAGGACAAUGGCAAAAUGGACGGCGGCAUGGGGUUGGUGUUGAGCAUCGAGGACGACUCAUUUAUCGCGGCGAAUGGACGGCCGGCAAUAAAGGACGUUAUGGUGUUCGCCAAAGUACCACAUCAAAUGCACGAUAUGAAGGCACUUGGGCAAAUGGUUUACAAGAUGGAUACGGCUCUGAAACAUAUGCUGAUGGUGGGUAUUAUCAAGGACAAUGGCAAGACGGUAAACGGAAUGGUUAUGGUGUCCGAACAUCCGCACCAUUUGGGCUUGCAUCACACUAUCGAUCUAAGAAUGUCCAUUCGUCGAUGAGCUCACUUCGUAGUAAUGAAAACGAAGGUGCGGACAAACACAGAGGCGAAGAUGUUCGCGGUGGAUUUGUUUUGAAGGCACGUUCCGACGAGCCACCACUAAGACGAAAUAGUUUAGGCGAAAAAUCCAAAAAAGGCUUCUUAUCGAAAAUCCGAAAACAAAGAAGCACCGGUGACCUAGAGAAGCGCGGGACAGGAGCGUCCGGGAGUAUUCGAUCAACAGUUUCCACAGCAUCAUGGAUAAGUACAGGGUCUUCGCAAUCUGGAAUCACAACAAAGUCCGUUCACACAGACUCGAAUGCCAGUUUUACAGUGGAAGAAGAGCAACUAGAUCCUACUGUCGUGGAAACAUAUAUGGGAGAAUGGAAACACGAUAAAAGAACUGGUUAUGGCAUUUCAGAACGUAGUGAUGGACUUAAAUACGAGGGUGAAUGGUGUAACAACAAAAAGCACGGAUAUGGAAUAACAACUUUCCGUGAUGGAACACAAGAGGAAGGAAAAUACAAAAAUAAUGUUUUAAUAACAAGCCAAAAAAAGAAGCAUUUGUUUUUAAUACGAUCACGAAAGUUUCGGGAACGGAUUGAGGCAGCAGUAAGUUCAGCCCAACGAGCCUCUAAAUAUGCUCUUCAAAAAGCAGAUAUUGCUGUAUCACGUACUCAAUCUGCACGCGAGAAAGCUCAAUAUGCUGACACAGCUGCCGAACAUGCACGAAUCGAUUGUGAAAUGGCUGUGCAAACUGCUCGAGAAUUCGCACCAGAUUUCAAACCAUCGGUGUUAGAACGAUUUGAAAGGUUAAGGUUCCGAGAACGUUAUCGUAUCCCCCCACCCGAUGUAGAUCAAAAAAUUAAAUCAAGUGGCACUUCCGCAACAAAUAGUCCUAGUAAUCAACCAGCUACUACAAAUAAGCUAGAAUCAAAUAUGCAAAUGCAGUCACAGUCAGAUGCAUUUCAACAGCAGCAGCAAAACCAAUUGCCUACACAAAACGUGACGAUAAACCGACGACCAUCGAUUCAUCCGAUGACAAAGCAACAAGCUGUCGAUUAUUCUCAAGUUCCGAACCAACAAGCAAGUAGUAUGCCAAUAUACUCGCAAAUAUCUCCGCAAUCCGACUUGUCGCAACAUGUUAGCCAACAGGAAUCAAUGCAUCAAUCAAUAUCGCAAUCAACACAUAAUCAACCAAAUAAUCCCUCUUAUCAAUUCCAACAACAGCAACCGCCAGGCAUGGGGCCUAUGGGAAAUUAUACAGGUCCACAAAAUGUACCAGGCCAGCAACACGAUUUAUAUGGAGGUGGUAAUAUGAACAGUGGUAAUAAUCCGGGCAUGCAGCAGUAUUCACCACCGCAGCAGCAACCGUACGGACUACAACAACAGCCAUAUGGUCAACAACAACAACAACAAUUCAAUCAAUUCCAGCAAUCGCAAAUGAAUCCUAGCGGUAACCAGAAUCCCCAACCGCUCCCUCAGACGCAACAGAACUAUUAUUCCGGGUACAACUCGAAUCCUUCCGAUUUGCAACAGCAACAACAGCCUUAUAUGCUGCAAAACCAGCCGAUUGGCUCAAAUCCUUCCAGUGGCGGGGCAGCAAUUCGACGAAACUCGCGUCCUUUAAACGAAUCGUCGCGACCCAUGUUAGGAUCCUAUAACCAAACAUCUAUAGACUAUUUUGAUCACUACAAACGACCAUCAAGCAGAGAUCCUUCCGUUGAUCGAUAUACACGUGCAGCAAGCCGAAUGAGUGGCGGAGGUGGAGGAUCGAGUUCACGACAACCAUCAGUCGAUCGUACCGCUCCAACGCCAACAUCACCAACGGUGGGUAAUCCUGUAAAAAUGUCUGAUACACCCGAACGCAAGCGAUCUGGUUCGGUGUUUCGAGGACAAACUCCAGCUCCAACAACUACAACUGGUAAUGGUACUGUUUUAACUGGUGUGGGGUCUAAUCUCGGGUCUCGAGGGGGUACACCUAUGAUGAAAAUGAAUUCAUCUAAUAUGCAAGCGCUCUACUCGUCUGCAAAUCAGCCAUUUGAAGAUGUACUGCUACGGCAACGUACUUUAGGACAAGAUAUUAUACCGUCACCACUACAGCCUAAACGAACUGAAAGUCUUUUCAUCCCGGCGAAGCCAGCAGCACCGAAAGGUGGAGCCGCGGGAGGAGGAGGCGGAAAGAAAUUGAAGAGUGUCCCGAUAACUGUUACACUUCAAAGGAAAAAGUCACUACCUGACGUUCAAGAUUUACCGCGUGCGACGGGAGCGAUGAGUCGCGAAGAAGUAUCUGCUUUAGGUUCAGCCCGACGGGAAGAAAUCCGCCGACAAAUCGAAAAUAGCGAAAGACUCAAAGCGAAUCCACUACUGUAUUUAGUCAGUCCACAAGUCAAGGAUUGGUUCUCGCGCCAGCAAUUGGUGCUGCUGGUGCUUGCUAUGAACGUAGUUUUGGCGAUAUUGUUCUUCAAGAUGUUAACAUAGCGUCGACUGAAUUUUUGUAAGCUGCUUAUCUCCAGUUUUCUGAUAGCUUUAACAACGGGAUAGCACUACAACGGGGGACCCACAGCGAGACAGUUUUAUUUGAAAAACAAUUGGAUACCUUCGUGAAAUUGGCAUUUCGAAGCAUAAUACGACUGAAAAAAAUCACUUUGAAUCAAAAGAAUUUGUAAAAAUAAAAUUUGUAAUUUUUGUAAUAUGGAUCAUUGGAAUGGAAAUUUCAGAGGGCAUGACGCCCACCACAUUUCUGGUAAAGAAUAUGGAAGCAAAGUUUCGAUAGCAAGAUGGUGUUAAGGAAGACUAAAAAUUGUAUUUACUGUGUAAUAUUUUGGACAAUUCACUCGAAGUAAUUUCUAAUAGAAUGAGAAACAUGCAUAUAUGUAUUACAAUUUUGGAUAUCGUUUUUAUAGAUAAGAAUGCUAACUUCGACAUUUUGGAAAACUGUAAGAGGCAAAAGCACAAAAAAUUGGACGAAAAGCACAAAUUGGAAAAAGUCCUUUGUAUGUUUAGGGAAAAAUAAUGUCUCUGAAAAUCGUGAUUUAUAUAAGCUAAUAAAAUUUAUUAGUAAUGAAUAAAAAUAAAUCUCUGCACAUUGUUUUUUCCAAAGAAAAUGCAAAUAUGAUGCAGAGCAUUUAGCUUUAAAAGAAUUUAAGUUACAAGAGUAAUGAAGAGAUAAACUAAAUUAAAUGAACUUAAAGUAAUCAAAGAUAAGCUAAAAGCACGUACACCUACAUAAAUAGUUUUCGUUGAUUUUUUUUUCUUUUUUUACAUAACGGAUAUUAUAUAUAACUAUAAUGGUAUUUAUUUUACAGUUCAAUUCAUUUAUUUGAUUGAUUCAAAAAUAACUUCUACGAUUUGUUAUUUCCUUGUUUAUUUGAAAAUAUGUUUAUGAAUAAAGAUGUUGUAGAGAUA